AUGGACUCCACCGAUGAGUUUCAUUGGCUUCUGGAUGUUAUCGAUCAUCUCCAGAGUCCAGUUGUCUUCGCUCACAAUGACUUUAAUAGAAGAAAUACAUUGAUAUGCGAGUCAAAGGAUAAUAAUAACAAUGAUUUGAAUGUCUAUCUCAUUGACUUUGAUUGGAGCUCUUACGGCAAACGGGGUGUUGAUUUUGGUCAGUAUUUUAACUGUUGGGGACAGGAAGCCACCGAUUUCGGCACCGGACCGUUUCCCAGUGACCAACAAAUGCUGCCAUUUAUUGACGUAUAUAUCGUGGAAAUGUCGAAAUUGGUUGGCGAUGACUACCCGAAACUAGCCGUCAAUUCACGGGAACGACUGCUAAAAGAGGCCAAAUUAAUUAUUGAUGAUUACUUUAGCAAAGUUUAUCAACUAUUAAAAAUACAUUUAGAUGGCCAGUGGACACAAAUUACCAAAAAUGAUGUCAUUAUACAACCAAUUAACGAUGGCUUCACAAAUAGUUUAUAUGUUUGUGAGUUGUUAUUACCAGAAUUAGAGGACAAGACAUAUCGUAAAGUAAUUGUUCGAUAUGUAGACUACGAGUCCGUAGAGCACCUGUAUGUCAAAGAACAUGUAUUGGCUAUAAAUCUCAUAUUAUCUCAACUAGAAAUAGCACCAAAAUUAUUAUGUGUUUUCAAAAACGGUACAAUCAGUGAAUAUAUUGAAAAUCGCUAUUUCAAUGCCAGUGAUUACCAUAACAAGACUUUGGUGUCAUUAUUAGCCCGAAAGUUGGCACGACUUCACUCGUUGUGUAUACCGGUGCCCAAAGACGGAACUUCUAAGUCAAGAGAAAACAUAUUUGUCAAAUGGUUUGACACAGAAAUGCGACACAAUAUUAGUUGCGACGGAUUUAUUGGCAAAUAUUUACACGAAAACAGUAAUAGAUAUCCAAUAUUUUCGACACUUAGUCUCGCAGAGGAAACUGAUUGGUAUCUUAAGACAGUGGAUGCGCUCAACUGUCCCAUUGUUUUUUCGCACAAUGAUCUCAAUCGACGAAAUAUAUUGAUUAGUGAAUCAAAUAAUAAUAAUAAUAAUAAUAACGAAAAUUUUGAAGACAUAGAGAUCUAUUUGAUAGACUUUGAUUGGUGUGUCUAUGACUAUAGGGGUACAGAUUUUGGACAGUAUUUUAGUCGCUGGGCUCAAGAGGAGACCGAUUUUGGUGUCGGUGUAUUCCCGACUAAUGAACAAAUGAUACCAUUUAUUGACUCCUAUAUCGGCCAAAUGUCGCAACUGGUUGGCGACAAAUAUCAGAAACAAGCGAUCAAUUCACGGGAACAGCUCAUUAAGGAGUCAAAAGUUUUCACAUUAAUGGCGUUUAUUAAAGAUAUUUUAUACUGUAUUUGGGUCACCAAUGAAGAUAAUAUAAAGCAAAUGAUGGAUAAGGCAGAGAUAAAAUUUCGUGCAUUUUAUGAACUCAAAAAUAGCAUAAUAAAUGAGUAUAAAGUUUAUUAA
This is a messenger RNA of Oppia nitens, 1491 nucleotides long. RefSeq names its product choline/ethanolamine kinase-like. Lineage: Eukaryota; Metazoa; Arthropoda; Arachnida; Sarcoptiformes; Oppiidae. The coding region runs from base 1 to 1491 and encodes 496 amino acids. Gene Ontology annotation, cellular component: cytoplasm. The transcript has 5 exons. The record is from RefSeq and is a predicted model, not a curated record. Gene Ontology annotation, molecular function: choline kinase activity; ethanolamine kinase activity. Gene Ontology annotation, biological process: phosphatidylethanolamine biosynthetic process; CDP-choline pathway.